AUGUCAUUGCUGCAUCGGGCUGAUGCGACGGCGCUGCGGAUUUUGCGUGAGCAGCAUGUGGAAUCAUUAGCCAUGUCUGCACAAACAGGACCCAUUAAUUACAUUAAAAAAACUUUUAAGGACAUUGUUGAUACAAUGCCGGACAGACGCAACACCUUCUUAAUGUUGGUAACUCUCUGCACAUUCUUUGUUGGUUGGCGUACAGCCAUCGCGGUGACCGAUUGUGAAAGCCCACUUGUUGUGGUGCUCUCAGGAAGUAUGGAACCCUUCAUGUUUCGUGGUGACUUACUUGUUCUGCAUAAUAUUGGCGAACCCACGAUGGGGGAUGUCGUUGUUUUCUCUCUCCCCAACCGUACAAUUCCAAUCGUUCAUCGCGUCCAUCGCAUUCGAUUACUUGAGGACGGUGUGACUCGUUUGUACCUCACGAAAGGGGAUAACAAUGAAAUGGAUGACCGUACAUUAUAUCCGCGCGGAUAUCAUUGGGUAGAGAAAAAAGAUAUCAUUGGGAAAGUUGCCGUGCUGGUGCCGCGGGUGGGUUUUAUUACGCUAAUUGCCGAAGACCACUCAUGGGCAAAACUUGUGCUUGUUCCACUGGCAUUGAUAUGGUGCUGGUACACCGGAAUGUAA
Molecule: messenger RNA, 627 nt
Organism: Trypanosoma brucei brucei TREU927
Lineage: Eukaryota; Euglenozoa; Kinetoplastea; Trypanosomatida; Trypanosomatidae
Product: signal peptidase type I, putative
Exons: 1
Coding region: 1-627 (208 amino acids)
Cellular component (GO): signal peptidase complex; membrane
Molecular function (GO): serine-type endopeptidase activity
Source: RefSeq, a predicted model, not a curated record